Nasonia vitripennis (jewel wasp) is the source of this 2225-nucleotide messenger RNA. RefSeq lists its product as uncharacterized. The record is from RefSeq and is a predicted model, not a curated record. The coding region runs from base 833 to 2170 and encodes 445 amino acids. The transcript is spliced from 2 exons. NCBI's taxonomy places the organism in Eukaryota, Metazoa, Arthropoda, Insecta, Hymenoptera, Pteromalidae.
UGACGAUCAAUCUGGAGAACGGUGCCGAUUUAUCCAUUAAACAGGAAAACAAAGAGAGCCCUCCGAAGUACGCUUUUAAGAAAAAGAACUACGCGAUGGUCACGCAUCUACUGUGCCAUCGAGUGCUGUUGGCGGAAUCGUUCGAUUACGAUGAUUCGAGAGAAAAAGUCAAGCGUUUGCUUCGUACACGGUUCUACCAGAAGCGUCAAAGCGGAAUCAAUAUGUUGAAGACGGGGUAUGCUUACAGGCGAAUCAGCUACUUCGAGGUAUUGAACCGGAGUCGGAAUUGGGUCAGUAGGAUUACGCGAUUUUAGAAAGGAUGAUGAGGUAUUACGCGAUCGGAGAUCUUGAAUGGUUCCUGAAAUCCUGAAAAAGAUUUAGAAAAGUAUGGGGCAACCUUACAUUCUGGACGCAACGAUUUGUUCAGAGAAUUAUUACAAAGCUUUCUUUGACGAGUAAAAUAAAUAAGAUGAAUUUUAAUGAAAGGAAUACUACUCUGACGCUUAUUAAAUAAAUAUACAUGCCACAUUCAAAACUCCCGCCAAAACAAGCAUCUCGCGCGCUGCAUAUUGGUUGCCCGCCUUAUCCAAUCACCUUCAACCCGGCACGGCGUGAUAAACGUAAACAAAUCUGCCCGCGAGUCUCGAGUGUCUUGGCCACAUAAGAGUAUAGACUUUGUUCACAUUCUUUAGUGUGCAGCUUUUUCUGUACUAGGUCAACUAACAAGCAGAGCUGCAGCAGAUACUCGAACCGGACUAUUGAAUGAGUGAAACAAAGAAAUCUUACCGUGCAGCGCGUUGCCGUGGAUUAGAAUAUUACGAUCGUCACAGUGAUGGCUCUUCAAGCCCAAAAGGAAAGAAAUCAGUUUGCGCGAUGUGCUCAAAGUUAUCGAAUUUUUUUGACAAAGUUUUCCGAAAAACCAAUAUUCGAUCAUGAAUCGGUCGGUGCAGCUUUGUCGUACGUGUACGACUCGGUAUAUGGUAGAAAAGGGCCGGUACCUUCCGAAUCAAAAUUUAGACUUGUAAAUACUAUUUUACUGAACGAACAGAAAAUUCUUGAUGAUCUUGAAACAUUGAAGAGAUUACCAAAAUUUGCCUUGGGAUCGUUAUCAUCUACUACCGUUUCAUUUAGAGGAGUUAAAAAAUUAGUUACUGAAAUAAUGAAUGAUUGCGAUGACUGUAGAGAAUACGAUGUCGAAGAUCUGAUCAAAAUAGUUUGCAAACAUUUCAAACUUUCCAGUAGCUCCGAAAAUGUGAGAAAAAUCAUUAGAAAAUUGAAAGAAAACUACAUUGUAAGGCAGAAAAAAAGUAAUGUCCAAGUAUCACAGCUGCCGUGUUUAAUCAGGAAAAGAAAAGUGUCUUUGAAAGAAGACGUGCAACGCAUGCUGAAUCCUAUAGUACUUCUCAAGAAAGAUAAGAGACUACAAGAAAUGGCUAAAAAGUUUAAGACUCUAAAAAAAGAACAAGAAGACAGUAAAUCCAUCAAAAGGCAGUCGGAUGAUGAAAGAUGCCUUGAUUACUGUAAUGGGAAUUUGAAUGAUAAAGAUAUAGAUUUAUCGCAGAAAGAUGGUUUGGUAUUUGUAAAACAAGAGAUAGAUUUAAUUGAUACUGUUCAGCCAACAUCUGAAACUGCUCAAACGCAAAAAGAAUUGGACGAUGAACAAUGCAGAAAUGAAUUUCCUUCACAAAUUGAAAUUGAUCCUCAGUCUUUGCAAACUGUUGAAAAUUCCAGUACACUUGCAACGACAAAUGAUCAAGCAAUUAUGUUAGCAACUUAUAAUAAUAAUUUUAUUCCUCCAAUACAGUUGACAAAUAAUGUCAGGUUUAUUCCACACGCUACAUUAAUAUUCAAUAGUAGUUGUAAUGCUUACAUGAUAAUGCCAAUGUCACAGUUUCAACCAAAUAUUGUUAUGGUGAACUCCGGUGGAAUCAAUGGCUAUUAUCAAGGAAUGUAUAACAAUCCAAUACAGUUCAAUAAUUCUUUUGUACAAAAUCCCAUCUUAGCAGCUCAGCAGAAUUUUUCGAUAAUGCCAGAUCAGCAGUUAUGUUUCAAUCAAGGAUUAAGUCCAGCCCAGGAAAUUAUUCAGAUUCAAAGUACAAUAGACAGCCUUAAUUCACAAAUUAACUUAUUAGAACAUAAUUUUGCUAGUCAAAUGCAUAAAAACCAAUAAGAUUAAACAAAUUUGUGUUUAUUAUUGGCGUUAUUAUAAAGAUGUUUUGGUUUCG